CUUCUAGAUACCGACCUUACACGCUUCACAACCCAAGUGUUCUUGAUUCCACUGACUUGCUUCAAACAGCAGACUAACCGUCAGAUUUUAUCAUGAAGGUUAUCAUUCUUAUUUGUCUUCUGGCUGCGGUACUUGGGGACGACAACCAAAGUGAUAGAAAAAGUUUCAACGGUCUUGACGAAAACAGAGAUGGGUUUAUACAGCUCCCGGAACUGCUGUCUCGUUUUGAUGAGAUUGACACAAACAACGACGGAAACGUGACGCUUGACGAGGGCUUAGCUAGUAAGCCACGAGAGAUGUCCCUGAAAGAAUUCCUGGCUUACUUCGACUUCUACGACAAACAAGAUGGCGCUGCUGACCAAAUGGUCUCUAAGAUAGCUGUUCUUCUCAGUUUCGUCACUAUGGACGCUAACAAUGACGGGAAAAUCUCAUUUAAAGAAUAUAAAAAGAGCCAUCUGCAGCUGCUCAGUGGUAUCAAAGAAAAGAUUGACACCUCAUCUGACACCUCAUCUGAGAAUUAACAUGCUCGCAGUACCACAUCCGGCAAGGGAGGAAACUGGUGUGUUACUCCAAACGAGCAACUAUCCUACUAACGGCAAGACAGGACAUAGGCUUCUAAUAAAAUUCAUAAUGUUUGAAAUAACGAUGGUGGCUAUUUUUAACUGGUAGUGGAUUAAAAUACACUAACACCAGACUAAUGCUACUCAUGAUAACGAAAAUCUUUUAUCAUGUUGCUUUUAAUCUGCGCUAAUAAUAAAAGAAGACGCAGCGAUGCAAGAAGAUAAUGAUGAUAACACCAUUUGUAUAAAAACAACAUUGAUGAAUUAUAAAUAAAAUCGUGUGAAGAAAA
Pomacea canaliculata is the source of this 850-nucleotide messenger RNA. RefSeq lists its product as uncharacterized. The transcript has 6 exons. The record is from RefSeq and is a predicted model, not a curated record. Bases 93 to 521 code for a protein of 142 amino acids. NCBI's taxonomy places the organism in Eukaryota, Metazoa, Mollusca, Gastropoda, Architaenioglossa, Ampullariidae. Gene Ontology annotation, molecular function: calcium ion binding.